Messenger RNA from Sinocyclocheilus anshuiensis, 2520 nucleotides. RefSeq names its product extracellular calcium-sensing receptor-like. Gene Ontology annotation, cellular component: plasma membrane. Lineage: Eukaryota; Metazoa; Chordata; Actinopteri; Cypriniformes; Cyprinidae. Gene Ontology annotation, molecular function: G protein-coupled receptor activity. The coding region runs from base 1 to 2520 and encodes 839 amino acids. The record is from RefSeq and is a predicted model, not a curated record. Gene Ontology annotation, biological process: G protein-coupled receptor signaling pathway. The transcript has 6 exons.
AUGCUUGUUUUUCUUUACAUACUUUUGCUUUUCCAUCACCUUCAUACAAAGGCGGAAAACACUGUUUGCCAACUGAUGGGAGACCCUAAGUACCCGCUGUUAUCCAAGGAAGGAGACGUAACUAUUGGAGCAGUGCUUUCAGUUCACAGUAAAGAAACAUUACCAUCAUUUGAGUUUACACAAAAACCUCAACGUCUGUUUUGUUCCAGUGUGAAUCUAAGAGAUUUUCGUCUGGCUCAAAUCAUGAUCUUUGCCAUUGAGGAGAUUAACAGAAGUGACAGUUUGCUCCCAAAUGUUUCUAUUGGCUACAAAAUCUAUGACACCUGUGGAUCAAGACUCUCUUCGAUGAGUGCAACCAUGGCAUUGAUGAAUGGUCAUGCUAUUGCGGCAGAGGACAGAUGCAAUGGACAGUCUCCAGUACAUGCUAUCAUAGGAGAAACAGAAUCUUCAACCACAGUGAUUCUGGCCAGAAAUACAGGACCUUUUAAAAUUCCAGUGAUAAGUCCCUCGGCCACAUGUGAAUGUCUCAGUAAUAGGAAACAUUACACAUCAUUUUUCAGGACAAUUGCUAGUGAUUACCAUCAAAGCAGAGCACUUGCACAAAUAGUCAAGCACUUUGGCUGGUCUUGGGUGGGAGCUGUGAACAGUGACAAUGACUAUGGAAACAAUGGAAUGACCAUAUUUCUGAAAGCUGCCCAGGAGGAGGGAAUUUGUGUGGAGUACUCAGUGAAAUUCUACCGAACAGAGACUGAAAAACUUAAAAAAGUUGUAGACACAAUAAAAAAAGGCACUGCAAAAGUGAUUGUUGCGUUUCUUUCCCAUUUUGAGAUGGGAAACCUGCUUGAUGAGCUAAGUUUUGAGAACAUUACAGACCUCCAAGUGAUUGGUGUGGAGGCAUGGAUAACGGCAAAGAGUUUGAUAACUCCAAGCAGCUUUCGUGUUCUGGGAGGGUCACUAGGGUUUGCAGUGAGAAAAAUCAAUAUUGAAGGGUUUGCAGAUUACAUUAUUAAAGAAUUCUGGGACACAGAUUUUUCAUGCUCACAAAAGGAAGGGAAUUAUUCUCAAUAUGCAAUAAAUUGCAGUCAAUUUCAGGAUCUACUUGCAUUGAAAAAUUACAAAGAAGAUGUGUUGGAACAAAGCUAUUCAAGCAACGUCUACAAAGCAGUUUAUGCUGUGGCUCAUUCACUACACAUUAUGCUUAACUGUAAAGAAAGAAGUGGUUGUGAGAACGGUGUGACCAUUCCCCCACAUAAGGUGGUCGAGGCUCUUCAAAAUGUGCAUUUCACUACAAAGAUGGGAGAUUAUGUGUGGUUUGACAGCACUGGUGCAGUUGUAGCCCAAUAUGAAGUUGUAAACUGGCAGCAGGAUUCAGAUGGAUCAGUACAAUUUAAACCAGUGGGAUACUAUGAUGCUUCACUACCUCCUGACCAGCGCUUUGUGCUCAACACUGACAACAUUAUUUGGGCUGGAGGACAGCUAGAGAAGCCAAACUCUGUGUGCAGUGAGAGCUGUCCUCCAGGCACUAGGAAGGCUACACAGAAAGGAAGACCAGUCUGCUGCUAUGACUGUAUUUCAUGUGCAGAAGGAGAAAUCAGUAAUGAGACAGAUUCAAUUAACUGCAAGCAGUGUCCAGGCGAAUAUUGGUCUAAUGCUGAGAAAAAUAAUUGUGUUUUUAAGGCUAUAGAGUUUCUGUCAUUCACAGAAGUUAUGGGUAUAGUGCUAGUCUUUUUCUCACUGUUUGGAGUAGGAUUAACCGUGUUGGUGGCCAUUCUGUUUUACAGCAAGAAAGACACCCCCAUAGUAAAAGCCAACAACUCAGAGCUGAGCUUUCUGUUGCUUUUCUCAUUGACUCUUUGUUUUCUCUGUUCACUUACUUUCAUCGGUCGGCCCACUGAGUGGUCCUGUAUGUUGUGUCACACAGUGUUUGGGAUCACUUUUGUCCUCUGUAUCUCCUGUGUUCUAGGGAAAACAAUAGUUGUGUUAAUGGCCUUCAAGGCUACACUUCCAGGAAGUAAUGUCAUGAAAUGGUUUGGGCCUGCACAGCAACGACUCAGUGCUCUUGCCUUUACAGUUAUACAAGUUCUUAUAUGUGUGCUUUGGCUAACAUUAUCUCCUCCUUUACCUCACAAAAAUAUGAAUUAUUAUAAAGAAAAGAUCAUUCUUGAGUGCAGUCUGGGUUCUACUAUAGGUUUCUCUGCUGUUCUGGGUUAUAUUGGCCUAUUGGCUGUCUUGUGCUUUAUUUUGGCUUUUUUGGCUCACACGCUGCCUGAUAACUUCAAUGAAGCUAAAUUCAUUACAUUCAGUAUGCUCAUAUUCUGUGCUGUAUGGAUCACAUUUAUCCCAGAUUAUAUAAGUUCUCCUGGAAAAUUUACUGUAGCUGUGGAGAUAUUUGCCAUUUUAGCCUCAAGCUUUGGCUUACUAUUCUGCAUAUUUGCACCAAAAUGUUAUAUCAUCCUGUGUAAGCCUGAGCAAAAUACAAAGCAACAUAUGAUGGGAAAAUAUCAAUUAAAGCCCUAUUAA